AUGACUAACCCGCUGCUGUUUCGCAGCAUUGUUUCAAUCAGUGUACUCGCUUGCUUAUGUGAUGGUUCCACUUGGAGCCUUCAAGCAGGCAUACAUAAGUCUGAUUGUAGCUCCAUGACCAAGUAUGUACUCUUGCAAGAUGCUCAGAAAAUCGUGGAAGGUAAAAGCAAUACAAAUUUCGUUGAUCAUGUAUUCGAAAUGAACUCGACGAAAACUUUUGAUGGCGUUUUGUAUUUGAAGAAUAGUUGCAUAGGCAAAGGUAAGGCCGAUUCAUCAUGUUAUCUCGCUUCAUUACAAACAGAAAAAAUCUUGCUCAACUUCCCCACGAAAAAUCAGUACAGGAACAGACUUGAUUACGACGAUUACCAUGUUAACUUGGGAUUACUUAAAACUUCAGAGAUGGCUAUCGAAGACCUAGAUAAGAGUAGCUGCUCAUGUGAAAACAAGAGAUGCUCAUGUUGUGAAAUCUUUCAAUACCCUAAGUUUGAUCACAGUGUCUGUGUAAAUAUCACCUACAACGCCGACACCAUAGGAAUAGAAGCGUCAAUUGGAAUUGACGGCUUCUAUUUUACUAAAUCAAUAUCAGCUCGCAAUCCGCCUCCUAUAUGUUUUGCUAUUCCUAGUCUUCACGAUAUUGCUAGUGUUUGCAUAGCUUUUACUGAUUUGGACAUGACCAAGAAGUUGUUCACUGGCUGCAUAUUCCUAGAAGCGGAAUUCAUACAUCUUGAGCUUCUAAAAUUGAAGAUCGGUUGCUUCAAAAUGCCUAUUUGA
This is a messenger RNA of Auanema sp. JU1783, 771 nucleotides long. The record is from the annotation of a GenBank genome assembly. NCBI's taxonomy places the organism in Eukaryota, Metazoa, Nematoda, Chromadorea, Rhabditida, Rhabditidae.